Lynx canadensis (Canada lynx) is the source of this 188-nucleotide messenger RNA. Its product is annotated as 40S ribosomal protein S27-like. NCBI's taxonomy places the organism in Eukaryota, Metazoa, Chordata, Mammalia, Carnivora, Felidae. Gene Ontology annotation, cellular component: ribosome; cytosolic small ribosomal subunit. The transcript has a single exon. Gene Ontology annotation, molecular function: RNA binding; structural constituent of ribosome. The record is from RefSeq and is a predicted model, not a curated record. Gene Ontology annotation, biological process: translation; ribosomal small subunit assembly. The coding region runs from base 3 to 188 and encodes 61 amino acids.
AGAUGAGGAAGCAUAAGAAGAAGUGCCUGGUGCAGAGCCCCAACUCCUACUUCAUGGAUGUGAAGUGCCCAGGAUGCUACAAAAUCACCACCAUCUUUAGCCAUACACGAACAGUAGUUUUGUGUGUUGGCUGCUCCACUGUUCUUUGCCAGCCUACAGGAGGAAAAGCAAGGCUUACAGAAGGAUGA